AUGGCUGCUCUUUUGUUGUUACCUUUAAUGCUUUCCAUAUUUUUGAUCUCCGCUGUUCCUCAUUCUCUCAAUAAUCUCUCUCAUCAUCAUCAUCAACAACAACAAUUGCUCCUGCAAUUCAAAGCUGCUGUUUCUAAAACCGGCACUUCUCUGCUUGACUGGACUCCCCUUCACCCCUUCUGCAACUGGACUGGUGUUACCUGCCACAACUCUUCUCACUCUGUCCGUGCCAUCGUUAUAAAACGAAUGAAUUUAGACGGCACAAUUUCUUCUGUGCUCGGGAAUCUCUCCUCUCUUCGAUUCCUUGUUCUCUCCCACAAUUCCCUCACUGGUACCAUUCCACCUCAACUCGGCCAACUCCGAAAUCUACGUAUUCUCUCAUUGCUCGACAAUCAACUACAAGGAACCAUUCCGCCCACUCUCUCCGCCUGCCGCGGUUUGCGUUCACUGAAACUCUCCUUUAACCAACUGCAUGGCAGCAUUCCGCCUGAGCUGAGUCUUCUUACAAGUUUGAAGUCCCUCUACUUGGGCAUUAACAGUCUCACGGGUACCUUUCCACCCUCUUUAACAAAUCUCUCAAAAUUGAAUGAAUUAGGUUUAACUGGAUGCCGGUUAAGGGGUCAUAUUCCAUGGGAAAUCGGUACCAAGCUCUCCAAUUUGGUUGUACUUAGGUUAGGUAGAAAUCAGCUUAGUGGAAACAUACCAAACUCCUUGGGAAAUUGUUCCCAUCUCGAUGUACUUUCUUUAAAUGAAAACCAACUCGAUGGAACGGUUUCAAUGGAGUUGGGUAAGUUGAACCUUCUUACCCAGCUUUACCUACACACCAAUCAACUUUUUAGUGACAGAGGUGACAGAUUGGCCUUUCUCAAUGCUCUCACGAAUUGCUCCCACUUGCAAAUAAUAGAUAUGGGAAACAAUCAUUUCACUGGUAUAUUGCCCCCAUCCAUAGGCCAAUUAUCUUCCGAUCUCAGCGACUUUAAUUUAGGUGGCAACAUGAUAAGCGGAAGCAUACCACAACAGAUUGCCAAUCUGACAAACUUAACCUUCUUAGAUCUAGGCAAUAAUAUUUUCAGUGGCAAUAUUCCAUCUGAAAUUAAAACAUUACAUAAGUUGGAAAGAUUGAAUUUGGGUGGGAACAAAUUAGAAGGAAGCAUUCCAAGUGAGAUAGGUCAAAUGCAACAUCUUGGACUCUUAAAUCUUAGUCACAACAGGUUAUCUGGAAAAAUACCAGAUUCUCUUUGUAGCUCCUUGCAGUUAAGACGCCUUUUACUUCAUCACAACAAGUUAUCAGGGAUUAUCCCUGUUAGUUUAGAGGGAUGUCAGAAGCUGGAGCUCCUUGACUUGUCUCACAAUAAAAUAGAGGGAAGGAUACCCCGUGAAGUCAUUGCCAGCCUUAAAGACCUGGCAUUCUAUCUUAAUCUUUCAUGGAAUUCUCUGGAAGGGUCGUUGUCACAGGAGAUGAGUAAAAUUGUAAUGGCUCAAGCCAUAGAUAUAUCUGGAAAUCGACUUACUGGGGUCAUUCCAAAUUCUCUAGGGGACUGCAUAGCAUUAGAGCGCCUAAAUCUCUCCCACAAUGCCUUUCAAGGUCCAAUACCGAAAUCACUCUCCAAGUUAAAAAAUCUCCAAGAAAUGGAUCUUUCAUUCAAUAAUUUGUCAGGGCAGAUUCCAGAAGCAGGAUGUAGCCCAUGCAUGGAAUAUCUACAUCAUGAUUGUCCUCUACAAAUUGUGCACUGUGAUUUAAAAUCUAGCAACGUGCUCUUGGAUGCCAACAUGACAGCUCUUGUCACUGAUUUUGGUAUAUCCCGUUUAAGUACUACAAAUUCCAUAGAUUCACUGAGUACAACAACAUUUGCAGUCAAAGGAUCUAUUGGAUAUAUUGCUCCAGAGUAUGGAUUGAGUGGUAAUGUUUCUAUCAAGGGAGAUGUUUAUAGUUUCGGGAUUCUAAUAUUAGAGAUGGUUACAAGGAAGAGGCCAAGCGAUGACAUGUUUGUGGGAGACAUGAGCUUGCAAAAGUGGGUGAGAUCAGCUUUUCCAAACAGACUGGUAGAAAUUGUUGAUAGCGAGAUGUUGAGAGAUGUGAAUAAAAGCAUGGAGGACAAUAGAUGUCUUAUUUCUUUCAUUCAUGUUGGUUUGCUUUGUAGCAGUGAAUCACCAAGAGAACGACCUUCCAUGAGAGAUGUAGCCAAAGCUUUGGAGAGCCUGAAGAUAUCUUUGAUGGGAUGUGCAGCUGUUUCCAAUUUAACAGCUACCAUAUCAGAACUCCUGAACAAGACCAAUCCCACUGCAGCAAAGGCAUCUGACAAUCAAAGUUCUACAUUUUAG
Messenger RNA from Cryptomeria japonica (Japanese cedar), 2322 nucleotides. RefSeq names its product putative leucine-rich repeat receptor-like serine/threonine-protein kinase At2g24130. The transcript is spliced from 3 exons. Gene Ontology annotation, molecular function: protein binding; protein kinase activity; ATP binding. Bases 1 to 2322 code for a protein of 773 amino acids. Gene Ontology annotation, biological process: protein phosphorylation. The record is from RefSeq and is a predicted model, not a curated record. Lineage: Eukaryota; Viridiplantae; Streptophyta; Pinopsida; Cupressales; Cupressaceae.